AUGAAGCGGUACAUCUUCCGUCGAACUGUGGAGGGGAUCCACAUCAUCCAGCUCGGAAAGACCUGGGAGAAGAUCCAAGUGGCUGCGAGAAUUAUUGUGGCCAUCGAGAACCCGCUUGACAUCAUUGUCGCCUCACAGCGACCAUACGGUUCCCGCGCCGUGCUGAAGUUUAGUCAAUACACUGGUGCGAACCCCUUGGCCGGCAGAUGGACACCAGGUACUCUCACGAACCAGAUCACGCAGAAGUAUUUGGAGCCUAGGCUUCUCAUCGUGACGGACCCCCGCACGGACAACCAGGCCAUCAAAGAAGCCGCUUAUGCCAGCAUCCCGGUGAUUGCGCUGUGCGACACCGACUCUCCGCUGGACAACGUGGAUGUAGCGAUCCCUGCCAACAACAAGGGUAAGGAGUCCAUCGCGCUGCUCUACUGGAUGCUGGCAAGGGAGGUGCAGUACCUCCGUGGCCGCAUUCCUCGAAAUCAGCCUUGGGACGUCAUGGUCGACUCUUUCUUCUGGAGGGAUCCAGAGGAGGUGAUGCAGGACGACGAGCCCGAGCAUCACAUGUCCGUGUCUCAGAACUACGGCCCCCAGCAGGAGUGGGCACCUCCGGCUGCCUGGGAAGGUGCUGGUGGUGGUGGCAAUUGGGACGACAUGACUCGCGAUGCUGCAGCCUGGAAUGCACCGGCGGCGGGAGGCAAUCCAGAUGACUGGGGCGCACCAGCGGCCCAAAACCAGAGCAGUUGGUGA
Symbiodinium sp. CCMP2592 is the source of this 744-nucleotide messenger RNA. The record is from the annotation of a GenBank genome assembly. Lineage: Eukaryota; Dinophyceae; Suessiales; Symbiodiniaceae.